AUGUUUCUGACAUUUUUGCAUUCUCUUUUUUUUUUCUUUUUUGUCAUAAUCCUUUUUCUUCAUAAUCUACGUCGUUUUCCGUCUUCUUUUCUUUAUUUUUUCUCUUUGUCUUCAUCGCCUUUUCUUUCAAUGUCUUCUCAUAUUUCUUCGUCUGCAUUUUCUCUUUUUAUUCGUCUACAUUGCCGUCUUCUCUUUCUUCCCCCUUUUCUACUUCUUCCUCGAUUACAGUGUCUUUUUUCAUCUUCGUUUUCAUCCAUUUUCUACUUGAAUCUACGCUGUUUACUCUUUUCGUCAUCCUUUUCAUCGUCUUUUCCUUCGAAUAAAUCUUCUUUUCUUACGUCGCCGUUCUUCUUUUCGACUUCACUAUCUUACUUCUUCUUCGUUGUCUUCUUCAUAUUAUUCAUCAUUGCCUUUUCUUCCUUGUCUACUCCUUUCUUUUUUCUUCAACGUUCUUCUUUUGUUUUCUUCUUCUUCUUCUUCUUCUUCUUCUUCUUCAUCAUCUUUUCUCUUCUCCGAUUAUAUUGUCAUUCUUUUUCUUCUUUUUCUUCAUUGCUGUCUUUUUCUACUUUUUUUUCUUCGUCGUUUUCAUAUCCUCAGUUUUCCUUCUUCGUUCUCUUCUCCACCUCCUCCUCUUCUUUCUCCUUCUUAAUCAUCACUCCGCAUUAUUAUUGCUAA
This is a messenger RNA of Acanthosepion pharaonis, 675 nucleotides long. The record is from the annotation of a GenBank genome assembly. NCBI's taxonomy places the organism in Eukaryota, Metazoa, Mollusca, Cephalopoda, Sepiida, Sepiidae.